AAAGCGCUAGACAUAAGCAAUGACACUGCGUAAAUUUCGUGAUUAUUCUGUGAAUGAUCUUUUCGCUUAUCAGUAAAUUAUUAAAAAUUUUAUACCAUAUCAUAGCAUACGUAUUUCUUUUUCCUGUGCUUCUCUGCAAAACAAGCUCACAAGCAACCGGAGAAACUAAUAGACGCAAGCCAGUGUCAGACCAAAGAAAGCGCAUCAAUAAUUUUCGUUCUCCUUCGUAAUAGCAGUAAGAGUUUGGUGCUUGUACAUAGCGGACGUUUCUUGAAACACGUAUCGAUCGGUUGUCAAUAUUAUUUAUAAGAAAGCAGAAAAUGAGGCUCAUUCCCGUCUUUAUAUUGCUGGUAGCGUUUUCUACCGCAUACGGAACAAUUUUCGGCGAUGGCGUCAAGUUCAUCAAAAAUCUUAAAAGUAAACUGCGGCGACGAAAUGUUUUUCAGUUCGAGCGGCAGCUGUCUCCGGUAAUUUUUGUACCCGGAGAUGGCGGCAAUCAAAUGGAUGCCAUCAUAAACAAACCGAGCAGCGUGCAUUUCUACUGUCAGAAAACCAGUGACACAUACUUCAAUCUGUGGCUUAACAAGGAGCUGUUGCUGCCCUUGGUUAUCGACUGCUGGAUCGACAAUAUGCGGCUGUACUACAAUAGUACCACAAGAAAAACACAAAAUUCCCCAGGUGUAGAAAUUCGCAUUCCCGGCUUCGGUUCGUCGGAAUCAGUCGAGUGGAUUGAUCCAUCCCACGCCACAGUAGGAGCGUAUUUCGUGAACAUUGGUAAUGCGCUGGUCCAAAACGGCUAUAAACGAGAUGUCUCCAUACGAGGAGCGCCGUACGAUUUUCGAAAGGCGCCAAACGAAAAUCAGGAUUGGUUCAUCAAACUGAAACAUCUGGUCGAGGAGACGUACACUCUGAACAAAAACAUGUCGAUUACGUUCAUUGUACACAGCAUGGGUGCCCCUAUGACGCUAUUGUUCCUACAAAUGCAAACUCAGGAAUGGAAAGAUCAAUAUAUCCGAAGGGUUAUUUCCCUUGCCGGAGCUUGGGGUGGUAGUGUGAAAACCAUAAAAUGCUUCGCAGUAGGUGAUGACCUGGGGGCGUUUGCCCUUAGCGGUAAGGUACUGCGCGAAGAGCAAAUUACCAGCCCAUCAUUGGCAUGGCUGUUACCCAGUCCAUUGAUCUGGAAGCCAAACGAAGUGAUGGUUCGGUCGUUAUCCAGAAAUUACACUAUGGACCAGCUGGAAGAUUUCUUCAAGGAUAUUGACUAUCCGGACGGCUGGGAAAUGCGGAAGGAUACUUUGUCUUACGUGUUGAACUUUACCGCCCCUGGAGUUGAAUUGCAUUGUCUGUACGGGACUGGCACAAAUACUGUUGAAAGUCUAAACUACGAAAAAUCGUUCGAUCUGAAUGGGAAGCCUACUCUGCUAUAUGGCGAUGGUGACGGAACAGUCAACCGACGCUCACUAGAGGCCUGCCAACACUGGAAAAAUCAGCAGAAACAACCGAUCUUUAUGCGUGAGUUUCCCGGAGCUGAUCAUAUGAAUAUCUUGGCCAAUUUAGGUGUGCUUGAUAGCAUUGUUAAAGUGUUGAUGUACAACUGAACAUUUGAAUGUUAGUUAAAUAUUGUCACCGUAAUCCAAAUAGAGAGUAUGAGACUUGCAGUUUUUGAUUCAAGAUUGCACUAGAAAAAUAAGCAAAUUGUUAGUGCUUUGUAAUUGCCUCUAUGAUAUUAUGUUACUUUUAAUAAAUUAGAUAAAUAUAA
Messenger RNA from Topomyia yanbarensis, 1759 nucleotides. RefSeq names its product phospholipase A2 group XV-like. The transcript has 5 exons. The record is from RefSeq and is a predicted model, not a curated record. NCBI's taxonomy places the organism in Eukaryota, Metazoa, Arthropoda, Insecta, Diptera, Culicidae. The coding region runs from base 321 to 1598 and encodes 425 amino acids. Gene Ontology annotation, biological process: lipid metabolic process.